Erythranthe guttata (spotted monkey flower) is the source of this 1800-nucleotide messenger RNA. Its product is annotated as baicalein 7-O-glucuronosyltransferase. Gene Ontology annotation, molecular function: UDP-glucosyltransferase activity. Lineage: Eukaryota; Viridiplantae; Streptophyta; Magnoliopsida; Lamiales; Phrymaceae. The record is from RefSeq and is a predicted model, not a curated record.
UUAAAGGUCUUUUAAAUAAUUUGAUAUUAUUUCAGGGGGCAACCGUUAAUUUACACUUAACGAAUCAACACUUCUUUUUAUGGAAAAUCAAUAAUUUAUCAAGACUAUUUUUAGUAUAUAAACCACGUCACACAGCAAGAAAAAACAAGCUCCAACUGCAAAAACAAUUCUUCUAAUCUUCCCCAAAAUCGAUAAAUGGAAGACGCAAUAAUUCUGUAUGCUUCGGCGGAGCACCUGAAUUCCAUGUUGGUUCUGGCCAAGUUCAUCAGCAAACACCACCCCAAAAUCUCCGUCAUUAUUCUCAGCUCCGCCGCCGAUUCAGCUGCCGCCUCCGUCGCCGCCGUCCCUUCCAUCACUUACCGCCGCCUCCCCGCCGCCGCUCUCCCCCCUAAUUUAACCGCCAACCCCGUCGAACUCUUCUUCGAAAUCCCUCGCCUGAACAACCCAAACCUAAAGGAAGCCCUAACAGAGAUCUCCCAGAAGUCAACAAUCAGAGCCUUCGUCAUCGAUUUCUUCUGCAAUUCAGCUUUUGAAGUUUCGACAGAGUUGAGUAUACCGACCUACUACUACGUCAGCAGCGGCGCGUUUGGCCUAUGCGCCUUUCUGUAUGUUCCCACCAUUGACGAAACAAUUCCUCAGGACAUCGGAGAAUUGAACGAUUUCAUCGAAGUUCCGGGAUGCCCGCCGCUUUACUCGUUGGAUUUCCCCAAUGGUUUGUUUUUCCGUCAGAGUAAUACUUACAAACACUUUCUGUGCACCGCGAAAAACAUGCGGAAAUCAGCCGGAAUCGUUGUGAACGCGUUUGAUGCGCUUGAGUUCAGAGCCAAGGAAGCAUUAUCGAGUGGGUUGUGCAUACCGGACGCUCCAACUCCGCCUGUAUACCUAGUCGGGCCGUUGAUCGGUGAAAGCAACACCAAAACCGGCGGCGUAGAGCAUGAGUGCUUGAGUUGGCUUGAUUCGCCGCCGAGUAAAAGCGUGAUUUUCCUCUGUUUUGGGAGAAGGGGUUUGUUUUCGGCUGCACAGUUGAAAGAAACGGCGCUUGGUUUGGAAAAUAGCGGCCAUAGAUUUCUCUGGUCGGUGCGCAGUCCGCCGGGGAAGCGUGGUUCAUCGCCGGCGGAUGAGCCGGACUUGGAUGAGCUUCUGCCGGAGGGUUUUCUGGAGAGAACUAAAGACAGGGGUUUCGUGGUCAAGUCGUGGGCCCCGCAGAAGGAGGUGCUGAGUCACGACUCGGUCGCCGGGUUCGUGACCCACUGCGGGAGGAGCUCAAUUUUGGAAGCGUUGUCGUUUGGCGUGCCGAUGAUCGGGUGGCCGAUAUACGCGGAGCAGCGGAUGAACAGGGUUUUCAUGGUGGAGGAAAUGAAGGUGGCGCUGCCGUUGGAUGAGGCGCCGGAUGGGUUCGUGACGGCGGCUGAGUUGGAGAAGCGAGUUAGAGAGAUGUUUGAGUCGAAGAUGGGGAGAGCCGUCAGGGUCCGAGUCGCCGAGUUGAAAAAAGCCGCCGAAGCGGCGGUGCGUGAGAAUGGAUCGUCGGUUGUUGCUUUGGGGAAGUUCGUUGAGUCGGUGAGUCGGUGAGUUGUCGUCGGGAUUAACUCGCAAAUCUCUGUUGUGUUUGCGGCUUCGUCCAAUUAUUCGCAUUAUUUUAUUUUUAAUCGUUUUUUUAUGUUUCUUAUUUGCUUUAAUUUUUGUAGUAUAUUAUCAUUUAGUCGUAUUGUUGCAAGAAUUGUGAGCGCGUGUUGUAUUGUAAUCGGAUGUUUUCAAGUAUUUUAGGAAAUAAUUUAACAAAAUAAUUAAUGUUCUUUUUUU